Vollenhovia emeryi is the source of this 1703-nucleotide messenger RNA. RefSeq names its product peroxisomal multifunctional enzyme type 2-like (gene Mfe2). The transcript is spliced from 9 exons. NCBI's taxonomy places the organism in Eukaryota, Metazoa, Arthropoda, Insecta, Hymenoptera, Formicidae. The coding region runs from base 150 to 1433 and encodes 427 amino acids. Gene Ontology annotation, molecular function: oxidoreductase activity. The record is from RefSeq and is a predicted model, not a curated record.
CGGACGGUGGACUUUAAACGCGAGUAAUUUAUUUCUGCUACAUCAUUGCGGGUUGUUUCUUCCGUUCGGAAAGCGCCGAAUUAGAGACAGUCGGAAGCGCGAAAAUUGAUUCGCACGGCUUGCAAGUUGCUCCCGAAGACCCGAUAAACAUGCAGGAACUACGUUUCGUCGACCGAGUGGUUGUGGUGACGGGAGCGGGCGCAGGUUUGGGACGUACCUAUGCGCUGCUGUUCGCGUCCAGGGGUGCCAGCGUGGUCGUAAACGACUUGGGCGGCAGCAGACACGGGGAUGGGAGCAGCACCAAGAGCGCGGAUGCUGUGGUCGAGGAGAUCCGACGGAACGGUGGCAAAGCUGUCGCGAAUUACGACUCCGUGUUGGACGGUGGGAAGAUUAUUAAGACCGCGAUCGACGCGUUCGGCCGCGUCGACGUGGUCGUCAAUAAUGCCGGUAUUCUGCGGGACGUGUCGUUCGCGAAGAUGACGGAUGAGCAGUGGGACAUGAUUCACAAUGUCCAUCUGAAAGGCGCGAUGAUAACGACGCGAGCGGCGUGGCCGUACUUCAUGAAGCAGAAGUACGGCCGUGUAAUUUUCACGUCCAGCAACAGCGGCCUGUACGGGAACUUCGGCCAGGCGAAUUACAGCUCGGCGAAACUGGGCCUCGUAGGAUUAGCCAACACACUGGCCAUUGAAGGCGCGAGGAAGAACGUUUACACCAACGUUAUAGCACCCACGGCCGCCUCGCGUUUAACGGAAGAUAUCGUUCCGCCGGAUUUCUUCGAGCAAUUGAAGCCUGAACUGAUAGCACCCGUCGUCUGUUGGCUGUGCCACGAAGAUUGUACAGAAAAUGGUGCGCUAAUUGAAACGGCAUUAGGGUGGGCUGGCAAGUGUGAGUAUCAACUGGCGAGAUUUGCAAAACCGGUUAUACCAGGUCAGACCCUACGUACUGACAUGUGGCGCAGCGGUAACAGAAUACACUUCCAAACAUCUGUCCACGAGACUGGAAAGCCGGUUGUUACAGGCGCUUACAUUGAUCUAUUGGAGGUGAAAAUGGGCGUACCGCGAGCAAAUCCGUGUUCCGGAAAGACAGAGCUGUCGAGCGACGCUAUAUUUGCGGCUAUCAACGAUGCAGUAAAAGAGAAUCCGGAUAAAGCUAAGAGCGUUAAUGCUGUCUUCCUUUACAAUAUUACCGAUGGCGGAAAACUAGCAUCUGAAUGGACCCUUGACUUGAAGAAAGGUGAAGUGUAUAAGGGAAAACCUAAAUCUGGGAAAGCAGACGCGACGCUCAUUGUAGAUGAUAAAGAUAUGGUUGACAUCGCACUGGGAAAAUUAAAUCCGCAGUUGGCGUUCAUGCGUGGGAAAUUGAAAAUAACCGGGAAUAUUAUGCUCACGCAAAAACUAAAGAGUGUUAUGGAAACUCACAAAGCGAAGUUGUGAUUUUUUUAUAUUAACAUAUUAUCCUUAUAUUAUCAUGGUUCUUUAAGCGAGUAACGCAAUUUGCGUGAUAUAAGAGUGCAAUAAAUUACAUGAACUCGAACUGGAAGUAUUUGUAUGGACUGGGGAUAUACGCAUUUUUAUACUAGUUAUUGUUUGUUCCAACGGGAACUUUUAUAAGGAAUUUGUUGCAGUCUGGGGAAAAUCUUGAUUUUAUGUCUUUAUAUAUGUUUGUAUUGUAAUACAUUUAUAAUAAAGUUAUCGCUCGAUCGC